This is a messenger RNA of Perkinsus marinus ATCC 50983, 990 nucleotides long. RefSeq lists its product as hypothetical. Bases 19 to 990 code for a protein of 323 amino acids. NCBI's taxonomy places the organism in Eukaryota, Perkinsozoa, Perkinsida, Perkinsidae. The transcript is spliced from 8 exons. The record is from RefSeq and is a predicted model, not a curated record.
GUUUUUCUCGCUAUAUUCAUGUCAAGUCUCGAUCAACUCAGCGGACUAAGGACAGGAGUGAAAAGGACUGACUCGACCUUCUCUUACGCCACCUCUAUGGCUAGUCGAUACAGCAACGACCCUCAUGCCGUGUUGUUGAGCCCUCCUCCGGAGGUGGAUAUCACAGUAGCAGCACAUGCAUCGGACGUUAUGUGGCCUAUGAAUAUGGGCACGAGGCAACAGAUAGAGCUGGCCAAGGCUAGGAAUGCUACUGUGUCGGCGUUACGGGGUAUGAGGAAAUUGGAAAGCGAGAUAAACGCGUUGAAGGGCCGAUUGCAGGAUGUGGAAAUGGAGAAAGAGGUGAAUGAGAAGCACAUGAGGGAAGAAAUUGAGCGAUUGAGGGCCCGUGGUGCCGUGAGGGUAGCUAGUGUUGAAGACGACGGUGGUGAUGAAGAGAUACCAGAUGAGGCCGACAGCACCGUUAGUAUAAUACAACCUACACAAGGUUGCAACGGUGAUGAGGGAUCUUCGAAGAGAUUCUUCGAUCGGGCUAUCGAGCAAACGUUGGAAUCAGCCAAGCAAGAAGGGGCAUCCAAUCGAUUUAUGAUGGGCCCUCCUGAAGGUCAGGACAUUACCUUGGAGAUGGCCAAUAGGGCCCUGGCUAAUGGAUGCAAGCAAAGAGAUGAAGAGAUCACUAAGCUCAAGGCCGAGCUGGAGAGAGUUACUAGUGAGCUCAACGAGUUGCGGACUAAAGAGAGGAUGCAGAGGUCCGAUAAGGAGGUGGCAAAGGGUGAUGAUGACGAUGAUAUGAUGAAGAGCAACGGUGACACGAAGGAUUGGAAGACAGUCGUGAGGAGCACAGCUGGUGAUGGGGGACAACAGGGAGAGAUGCCCAGUAGUUCACAGACGAACAGAGUGGAGCGGAAAUGCUGGAAUCUCUACACUGACGCCUCCGCAGCAGCGCAUUUGGGCCUGGGUCCACUCGCGGAGGUAAAGGACCUUCCAUGGUAG